Messenger RNA from Fusarium graminearum PH-1, 924 nucleotides. RefSeq lists its product as uncharacterized. NCBI's taxonomy places the organism in Eukaryota, Fungi, Ascomycota, Sordariomycetes, Hypocreales, Nectriaceae. The record is from RefSeq and is a predicted model, not a curated record. The transcript has 4 exons. The coding region runs from base 1 to 924 and encodes 307 amino acids.
AUGGGCAUUCAUAUGCUUACUCGUCUAGGGGCUAUUGCCAUGGGUCUUGGACACAUCAAGGAGGAAUUACCUCUAGAAGAGGACAGGGUCGACGAAUACGCUCGGUUCGGUCUUUUCAUGGCCGAGCUCCUCUACGCAACGUCACUCGGAUUCUCCAAACUUGCCAUCCUUGGCUUCUACUGGCGUCUGUUUGGAAGUGUCGCCAAGAUGAGAAUUGGAAUCUACAUCCUCCAGGGCAGCACCGUCAUCUGGCUCACCAUCCGUACCUUUAUGACCAUCUUUCACUGUGUUCCGGUGGAAGCGUACUGGAAGCACACCAUCAAGAACGCUGUUUGCAAAGUUGAUCCUGCCAAAUUCAUGUUUGGCACGACUCUGGUUCAUCUCAUGCUCGAAGUUGCUGUUCUUUCGUUGCCUGUUUUCCAAGUCAAGAGUCUCAAACUUCGCACCGGCCAAAAGAUUGCCGUCGUUGCCAUUGUCUGCAUCGCUUCAAUUAUCGUUCUGCCCGUUUUCCGCAAGCUUCUUUCCGGCUCCAUCCUCAGCUCUAAAGGCGACUCAACUCCCAACCCUAUCAGCGGCUUGACCAGUAGCAAGGGCAUCAAGCUCACCCACAUCAACCGCACAAAAGAUGUCGACGACAACAGUUCACAGCGAGAACUGGCUGGACUCGAAGAUGGGUCAUCGGGCGACAUGGACUUUCACACCUAUCCUGAGCGCGGUGGUCAGAGCAACACAGUUGUCACCAGCUGUGCGGAUGAUCGACCGGGUAGCAAUCCUACCAACGCAUCAGGUUAUGGCAUCCAAGUCAAGAAUGAGACUAGGGUGUAUUAUGAGUCUUCUUGGAAGAAGGAUAGGGAUGCCAAGAAGGAUGUUGAAGCUGCCGCUGGUUCCGGGUCCUACGUCGUGGCCGACGGGGUACGAUAUUAA